UGAAGUCAAACCCCUCACACCUGAGAGAGCUGGACCUGAGCUACAAUCACCCAGGAGACUCAGGAGUCAGACUGCUCUCUGCUGGACUUGAGGAUCCACACUGCAGACUGGAGAAACUCAAGUAUGUAGAGGGUUUAUGUCAAUAUUCAUAUCAGACAUGUUUGACUUAUCAGGCUAGUUAAGACAAACAUUCUUACCACCGCUUGGACAAAGUAUGUGUGUGUGUGUGUGUGUGUGUGAGUUCAGGUGUAUCCCUCAUGACUGUCUGUUCUUCUGCUUACCGCUACAGUGUGGAACAUGGUGGAGAGAACACAAUGAAACCUGGACUUAGAAAAUAUGUCUGUGAUCUCACACUGGACAUAAACACAGUAAACAGACUCCUCUCUCUGUCUGAGGAGAACAGAAAGGUGACAUGUAGGAGAGAGGAGCAGCCGUAUCCUGAUCACCCAGAGAGAUUUGAGGACUGUAGACAGGUGCUGUGUAGAGAGGGUCUGACUGGGCGCUGUUACUGGGAGGUAGAGUGGAGUGGGAGAAGGGCUGAUAUAGGAGUGACAUAUAAAGGAAUCAACAGGAGAGGAAUGGUUGAGGACUGUGGUCUUGGAUACAAUGACACGUCCUGGAGUCUGGACUGCUCGGACUACAGUUAUAUUGCCUGUCACAAUAAUAAUGACACUACCAUAGACGUCCCCUCCUCCAGCUACCACAGAGUAGGAGUGUAUCUGGACUGGCCAGCCGGCACUCUGUCCUUCUAUAGAGCCUCCUCUGACACACUGACCCACCUCCACACAUUCACCUCCACGUUCACUGAGCCCCUCUAUCCAGGGUUUAGGGUUCAUGAUGACACCUCAGUGUCCCUGUGUCAGGUGGUCUCUGUGUCAAACACAUGAUGUUUCACUCUAAUCAGGGUCAUGUUCAGUAAGACACUCUGGAGCAACAAUGUAGAAUAUCUUUCUAGUGUGUAAACAUAUGAUUGUAAAUAUUCAUGAAUAAACACCAUUGAAGUUGACAGACAUUGUCAACUAGAGUCAUUCAUCAAUAUAAUGAAUCCGUUGUUAAAACGGGUUUAAUUUACAAAUCAAACUUGUUCGUUUUUACCCCUUUUUCUCCCCAAUUUCAUGGUUUCCAAUUGGUAGUUAUAGUCUCAUCACUGCAACUCCCAUACGGACCAGACACCUAGGUAUUUGUAUUUGUCCAAAUAUUCUAACUCAGAACUAUCCAGAGUAGUGAUGUUGGACAGGCGGGCAGCGAUCGGUUGAAGAGCAUGCAUUUGGUUUUACUUGCAUUUAAGAGCAGUUGGAGGCCACGGAAG
This is a messenger RNA of Oncorhynchus tshawytscha (Chinook salmon), 1309 nucleotides long. RefSeq names its product stonustoxin subunit beta-like. Gene Ontology annotation, molecular function: protein binding. The record is from RefSeq and is a predicted model, not a curated record. The coding region runs from base 258 to 887 and encodes 209 amino acids. The transcript has 2 exons. Lineage: Eukaryota; Metazoa; Chordata; Actinopteri; Salmoniformes; Salmonidae.